AUGGACAUUUUUACAAAAUUCAAAGAUCCGAAGUAUGAAGAUAGACAGCUGGCAGAUCUAGUGCUGCAUUCAUCCUUGGAUGUUCACAAACAGGACCAAUAUGGUUGGACUUUGUUGGCCCUUGCAGCUAAAACCGCAAAACCGUUGACUGCUGCUGCACUCAUUGAAGAGAGAAAUGCCAAUGUUGAUCAAACCAACAAGCACGACAAGAGUACGCCCCUCUUCUGGGCUGCCCGUGAAGGAGAUGAUGAUAUUGUCGAAUUGCUAUUAAAGCACGAUGCCAAUCCCAACAAGGCUACAAAAAAUGGGCUGACACCACUCUUGGUGGCGGCCCGAGAACGGCAAGAUAAGGUUAUCAAAGUUUUGCUGGUUUCUCCCAAGGUCAAUGUGGACCAAACCGAUCAUGUCCAUAGAACACCCCUUCAUUAUGCCUGUGAAUCGAAACCCAGUGAGUCGGAACCCAAGUCAACGGCAAAAUUGCUCAUUGAGCGAGGUGCCAGCAACCUACCGGACAAUAAUGGGAUAACUCCCUUUCAUAUUGUACAAGAAGCGAUGGCGGAAUUGUUAUCGGCGCUUUUAGAUUUGGAAAAGCGGCAUCUAAAACUCCUUGGCAAUUAUCCCUUUGGUGCGUCGUAUUUGGUCAAGGAUCCCUAUGGCCAUCUUCCUGCCAAUCAAGCCGUUCGCUUUGGAAGUGACCACUUGGUCGAAAUGCUCACACUAGCGGAUGAAACCAAUGUCCUCGCCGAAACUUUGGGACAGUCUGGCUAUUCACCCUUGCAUCGAUCCUUGACGAUUAGUUACCAACUCUCCAAGCGGGAAUCAAUCGUGGAAUUUCUUUUGAAAUCCAAAAAGGAGCACGGUUUUGAUGAUCAUAAGUAUCAUGCCAAGAUUAUUGAAUCGGUUCGGAGGCCCGAUCCCAAGGGAAAUUAUCCAUUGCACUUGGCACUUCAAUUCUCUCCCUCGAAGAAAAUAAUCAAAUUGCUACUGGAAGCCGAUCCAUAUGAACCGGGCAGAAAACAAAUUCUAAGUAUUCCUGGAUCCGAUGGCUUCACGCCCCUUCAUACCGCAAUAGCGACUGAUCAUUUGGACAAAGAGAUUAUCAAAAUGCUCAUUAAAUACGAUAAAACAGGCGAAACUGUCUUGACAAGAGAACCCAAGAAUCGCAAAUUGCCUAUUCAUUUUUCUUUUGACAAGUCGCUGCCAUCUGUGGACGAACUCAAGGCAGUGGUGGACGGAGAUUGGGAAAAGAGAUCUGUUUAUAUGCGGGAUGGAAAUGGUUCCAUUGCGUUGCACCAUUUACUUCGAAAACAAACCAAGGACGACGAUCCAAAAUUAGUAGCGGCCUUGGCCGAAAUACUAUUGUCUGAAUCAGAAAAGCAAACCUUUGGAAAGGAAGAUGGAUUGCCAGGAGCUGAAAAAUACAGUCCAUUGGUCAUGCUUGAAGAUCGCGAUACAGGGAUGUUGCCCUUGCAUAUGGCCUACAAGUACGGAGCUCCAUUCGAAGUGAUUGAUCUUCUCAUGAAAUUUGAAGACCCUAAUGAAGAGACCAGUCGUCCAUCCUUGAUUGUGGACAAGGCUGGAAAAUUGCCACUUCAUCAUGCCUGCGAGAAUCCCUCGACUAACCCAGCUUCUAUCUAUUUGUUAUUGGCACAUAGCGAACUCGACUCGAUUGCCGCGAUGGAGGACAUCAAGCGCGAGAACCUGUCAAAAUAUCUGGAUUACAUCUAUCCGUUGUUGGAAAACAAAAAGCUUGACACGAUUGCGGCCAUAGACAAGCAAAAGAACCUUCCACUCUUUUUAGCCUUGAGAUUGGAAAAUGUCGAUCUGAAUCUAUUGGAUGCACUCUUGCCCGACAAAGGAAGCCAACUCACUGAAAUGUCGUCCAUGCGAAGAAAGAUGGAAGAGCCGAAGGAUCUCCUGGAUAAAAUUUCUCCCAAUACCAUGAAUGAAGAGUUGAAGGAGCUUCUACAACAGAAAAUAGAAUCCAAGACAGCCUUUCGUGGAAUUGUGAACGUCAACGCCAUAGAGUGGUUGUACCAUAAGUGCCGAGGAGCUGGAAUCGAAGACUACAAGGUUAAUGAUGCAAUCAUGGCUACUCUAGAUUCGCAGACUACUAUUGAUUGGCUAAAUGCAAAGUCGUACAGUCGAUGGUCGGUAUUUUUGCUUAUGAGCGACAUGUAUGGACACAUCACAUGGAUCAUUGUCUUUAUCACGGCAUCCAAGACAUACCUUUCCAAUUUGUAUUUGGGCAACAACGAAGACUACCAGUACUCUGGUCGGAUACUGCUUUUUGUAUCAGGCUAUUUUUUGAUCUUUCGAGAAGCCAUUGAGGUGUUUGGGAAUGAUUCUUUGUGGACAUACUUGAAGGAUCCUUGGAAUUGGUUCGAAAUGGCAGCGAUUGCAUGCGUCAUUACUUCUGGAACCUAUUUUGUAUAUGAAGAACAAAGUGAGAUUGCUCCAUUGCUAAUCACAACUGGGCUCUUUCAGUUUGCCUUUGCUGUUUCGUUUCUAAGAACCACAUUUUUGGCCUAUGCGCAGUUUGUGGGAGGGAUCCUGAAUAUCUUAUAUGAGCUGAUUCCGUUUUUCUUGGUGACGGGUAUGAUCUUGAUGGCAUUUGCAUUUGCCUCAUUUGUCCAAAACUUUAACGACGAUGAUGAAGAAAUUAGGGCGAAUUUCGCAAACUUUGGGGAGUCCUUCUUGACUCUUUUUGGUGAGUUUCUGGGCGGCCCAGAGCGACCGAAGACUGUUUCAGAUAUCCUUUUUGGAGUAAUCAGUGUUGUAAUUUUGUUGAAUGUUGUUAUUGCCAUUAUCAGUAACGCAUGGGACGACUCGACGGGAGAGACCACGAUUCGAUUCUGGCAGUAUCGACUCGGCUUUAUCGAAGAAGUAGCCUACACCAAGGAAGUUCUCAAAAAACCAGUCACAUGGUUCCGCCAAUGUUGCAUCGGUGACAGAACCCACAGAAAAAGGACGGUAAUCCAACCUCUCCCCCCGACCACCAAGACAACCCCUGAAGAAAAGGAAGUAUCUCCUUCCGUUCACAAAGUGAAGCAUCACUUGGCAAAACCACAUGACGUCCACAAGCCGGAUCUAACCGCGUGGGAAACAUUCGGGUUCUGGGUGUCUUAUUUAUUCCUCUUGCUUCUUGGACUUUGUUCCUUUGGUCAAGCAUGGCCAAAUCGCAUUCGGAAGGACGUCUUUGGAAGAAACAAGAGGACCGUCGUUUUGAAGAAGGAGGAUAAGGAAGCCAACUCUGCAACGCUUGAUGGAAUUCACAAGUCGGUCCAACAGCUUAACGGUGCCAACAUGGAAGAACGAAUGAAGAAGGUCGAGGCAGACAUGCAAGGAAUGAAAGGCACUAUGAAUGAAGUCCAUGAUCUACUCAAGAAGCUGGCACCAAAACAGUCUCCAGAGCCUCAACGUGGAACGGAGGAAACGUGA
This is a messenger RNA of Cylindrotheca closterium, 3441 nucleotides long. NCBI's taxonomy places the organism in Eukaryota, Bacillariophyta, Bacillariophyceae, Bacillariales, Bacillariaceae. The record is from the annotation of a GenBank genome assembly.